Arvicanthis niloticus (Nile rat) is the source of this 1018-nucleotide messenger RNA. RefSeq names its product midkine (gene Mdk). The record is from RefSeq and is a predicted model, not a curated record. Gene Ontology annotation, molecular function: growth factor activity. NCBI's taxonomy places the organism in Eukaryota, Metazoa, Chordata, Mammalia, Rodentia, Muridae.
GAGCCAUCUGAGGUCCCGGGUACCCAGCUCCCCGACACAUCAGAGCCCCUUCUUGCACUCUGAGUGAACUGAUCACAAACUAGCCGGAGGUGAGCCUGGCCUCGAAAGGAUAGUUCGUGGGUGCGGUGGCCGCCCCGGGCCUGUGACACCAGGACAUACACCCGGGCUCGCGGUGGGCAAGCGAAGUAGUGACCUGAGAGCUGAACAGGCUGCGGGAGGGAAGUAGACAGGCCCAGACCAGGGAAAGGGGAGGAGAUAGUGUGCUGGGGCUGCUGCAGGGGGGGACCUGAGCCAGGAGUGCACUGGCACGAAGGAGCUCCAGGGCCAGAGAUCAGAGGAUGCAGCACCGAGGCUUCUUCCUUCUAGCCCUUCUUGCCCUCUUGGUGGUCACGUCCGCGGUGGCCAAAAAAAAAGACAAGGUGAAGAAGGGCAGCGAGUGUUCGGAGUGGACCUGGGGACCCUGCACCCCCAGCAGCAAGGACUGCGGCAUGGGUUUCCGCGAGGGUACCUGUGGGGCCCAGACCCAGCGCAUCCAUUGCAAGGUGCCCUGCAACUGGAAGAAGGAAUUCGGAGCCGACUGUAAAUACAAGUUUGAGAGCUGGGGCGCGUGUGAUGGCAACACUGGCACCAAAGCCCGCCAAGGGACCCUGAAGAAGGCUCGGUACAAUGCCCAGUGCCAGGAGACCAUCCGCGUGACCAAACCCUGCACCUCCAAGACCAAGUCGAAGACCAAAGCCAAGAAAGGAAAAGGAAAGGACUGAGUCAGGAGGUCUAGCCUGGGGUCUGAACAGAGCCCUCCUCUCCCACAGGCCCAAGCUAUAACCCACCAGUGCCUUUUGUCUUCCUGUCAGCUUUGCCAAUCACGCCUGCCCUCUCUCGCCCACACCAAGUGCCCAAAGUGGGGAGGGACAAGGGAUUCUGGGAAGUGAGCCUCCCCAUAUCCCCUCUUGUUCUCCCCACCCUGAUACCUGUUAUUAAGAAAUGAAUAAAAUAAACUCACUUUUUUUUUCCAAUAAAA